GCGGGAAAGAACGAGCCUUGCGCCAAGACCUUUAUUGUUGCUGGUGAGCUGGCGAGAGAAGCACCGUCAUAGUUUUGAGCAACAUACCUUCUGUUUCACAUGAAAACACGCUACAUUACAGAAGCCAUGGCAGGAGUUCUCCCUAUUAUAUUAAGCAUUUGCGCCAUCAGCCGUGGUAUUGCCAUGGGCGCAAGGGAAACCGGUUCGACCGGAGGAGAAAGUUUACCGUUGGUCGCACAGCAAACCUGCAACUGUAGCCAGUCAACCUUGAUUUCCUUUGAAUGCCUCUGCCUGGACCUGUCUAGCCUGGCCCACGGGCAGGACCGUAUAUUCCUGUCUAAACAUCUUUCUGAUACUCCAGAGAUCAUUGAUUUUGUUGUGAGGUGCAAACGCAAAUCAUCAACAAAUACCAGUGGGCUGUUCGACUUCCUCCCCACAUCUGUAAAGAAACUGAAGCUCGCUGGUUGUUUCCAGCAGCAUGUAGGGAAGAACGUUUUCUACAGCAUCUCCGAAGUAGAGGAAGUGGCAAUCGAGAACUUUCCACCUGAUGAACUAGAAUUCUGUGGGAACUAUCUAGACGUCAUCAACAAAUCUUUCCCACCGGUGGAACUUGACCCUGAGCUAUUUCUGUCCAUGCCACAAGUACAAAAGCUCACGCUGGCCUUUUUAUCCCUCGAUAGGUUCCCCAAAGCGCUCUAUCAGGACGUCAAUGGUACAUACCCCUUACCAAACCUGAAGAGUCUUACUCUUACAGGCAACAAAAUUCCGGACCUAAAACCAGAAUACUUACAACACCUGACAAAGUUGAGAUCACUCAAUAUCGAAGCUAAUACUAUUUCAAACUUAUCAACAACAUUUCCAUUCUUACCUAGCUUACAGGUGUUGAACGUAGGUACCAACCGAAUCAGAUCUUUGGUCGGUUCACCCUUUGAAAACCUCCGUAAUCUAAAGUCGUUAGAUCUGUAUCAACAGCUCUCAUCAGACAAGGACAGUUCCAAACACCAGUCUUUCGAUAACCACGGUUUAGGCGCCAUGGAGUUUAUUUUCCCUACUUCUUUUCUUGGACUCUCAAAACUGAAAUCUCUUCACUUGACAGUGAGCAAUAUUCGGUCUAUUCCAAAUAACGCAUUUAGGGAUUUGGUGGACCUUGAACGAUUAAACCUGUGCGACGGGCUUAUAGAAUAUAUCGGGGCGUCAGGAUUUCAAGGCUUGAGUCUCUUACAGUCUUUGGACUUAAGUUAUAACAACCUAAGUGCCAUUGAUCCUUCGGUUUUUAGUAGUCUGAAUUCAGUUCGCUUUCUUUAUCUACAAGGCAAUUCUCUUCGCUCUCUCUCUGGAGCAACAUUUGAAAACAUGCCUUAUUUGUCAUGCUUGAACUUGGGGAAGAACCGUUUGACAACAUUAACACGUGACAUAUUCAGUCCGCUACUGAACUUGCGAAAGUUAUACGUUCACGGAAAUGAGCUAGUCAGUGUUGAGGAGGUGUUUUCCGGCAUUACGUCUGAGUUUUGCGGAAUAAUUGACCUAUCCUACAACAAUGUGGAGACAUUGGACAUCUCUUCGUUGCAAAUUCUUGGUAACGUUGACAGAACUGUACAUGUGGACUUAUCCCACAACAAAUUGCGAGUUCUUCACGUCACAGAAUCGUACGGUUCAGCAGACAUGGGGUUCCUGGCCGUAAGACUGGAUCUAAGGUGGAACAAAUUUACUUCGUUACCGUUUGAGCUAGCAAAAUACUGGUCUUUCAGUAGAUCAAUGAUCUCGAUUCCAAGCGUUUUUGGUCGUAAUAAUGGCGACAUCUCCCUCCAGAUGGUUCACAAUCCACUAACAUGUGACUGUGGGCUUUACGACCUGAUCUUAAACUUGGAUGUCGCAAAAGGAGGCGUCCUCUACUCAAAGACUGACUUCCAAUACAUGGAAUGCACAUUUCCCGACACGAUGACUGGUAGAAGGGUUGAAGAGAUCAGCCCUUCUGGGUUGUGGUGCUCGCACGAGUGCUACAACCGACUGUACUAUUGUCUUUGCUUCGAGCGUGCAGGGGAGCUCCUUAGGUCAUCGGCACCCGAGUGUGAGUUUGAACGAAAUGAAGCCUGUCCAUCAGAAUGUUCGUGUUCGUUCCAAGGACAGCUACAUUCUUCUACAUCUCCUUACAAUGAGUUGGUGAACUGUUCUUGGAGAAACUUGACUUCUGUCCCAGAUGACAUUUCCAACGCCACAACAAUCCUUCAUUUGGAAGGAAAUCAGCUAAGAGUCAUCAACCGAACUGUUCUUCCCAAACUUUCGAUGACACGAGAACUAUACCUAAAUGACAAUAACAUUACACAUGUCGGCGAUAUGUCAUUCGACAACUUCACCUCGCUUGAAAUCCUUCGACUCGACGGAAACAACAUCCCUGAGAUAAACAGCGCAGCUUUCAAGUCCCUCUCUCGUCUCCGAGAACUUUACCUAAACAAUUCCGGUGUGAAAUAUGUAGAAGCUGAUACGUUUCAGAACCUUGCAAAUUUACGGGAACUACAAUUGGAGAACAACAAGCUAAAGUCUAUCCCCGAAAACAUGUUUUCUGGUUUGAAGAAGCUGACGUUACUCGGCAUUCGUGGCAAUCCGCUGACCUGCGGCUGCGAUGUUCUGUGGUUCGCGAACUGGCUGCGGAGUAGAGUCUACCUUCUGUCACAAGGACGUAACGUCAGCUGCGUAGCAAGUGCAAAAGUAUCCCGGGAGAUUUUGAGUUUGUCUGUGGCAGAGUUUGACUGCGAGGACCUACAGGCAGCUCAAGCAAGAACCAGACUCAUCAUUGGUCUGUCGAUUCCGCUGGUUCUUGUGACGAUCCUUUUCUUUUGCGUGAUUGUCGUCGUGAAGCAAAAGGAAGCCAUCCAAGUGUACCUGUACGCCAGGUACGGAUGGAGGUUCAGGGAAGAAGAUGACGAAGACAAGGAGUACGACGCCUUUUUAUCAUACAGUCAACACGACUUAGACGUGGUGCUGCAAGACGUCUUGCCCGCCCUUGAGAACAGGGAGCCGCCGUUUCGCGUCUGCUUGCACCAUCGCGAUUUUCUCCCGGGCAUCCCAAUCGCCGAGAACAUCUUAAACGCCGUCAGUGCCAGCAAGAGAACCAUCAUUCUUCUGUCCAACAACUUCUUAGAAAGCGACUGGUGUCAGCUGGAGUUCCAGGCCGCGCACGCGCAGAUGCUACAGGACAGGGCUAAUCGCGUGAUCGUGAUUCUACUGGACGACAUCCCCGCCGAAAACGCCCCUGCGGACAUCCAGCAUUACCUGAAGACCAACACGUACCUGAAGUGGGGGGACGAACGUUUCUGGGAACGGCUGAUUUACGCCAUGCCGCGACCCAGGCCGCAUGCGCAAAACGAGGACGGAGAUCGGCUGGCCCUGGUCGAGCUGGACCACAAUGCUUUCCUUAUGGACCCCACCAGGCAUCUGUAACUACAUUAUAGUACAUGACUUAGCAUAUCAUUAUGUCUUCACCAUACUAAUUACAGUAUAUGUAAAUAACUGUAACAGUUAUAGUUUUUAUAUACUGCGUGUCACGUAAACAUACAUUUAUAAUACAUGUAUGUCCUUAUUAUAGAUACACAUGUACAAUAGGAAAUACGAUAUUCAGACUAAUAGUCAGUGCAGGAAGUCUUACACCCUUAUUACAACUUUUAUUUUUUAGGUAGAAUUACGGUAUACCCACCACUUUUUGCACGUAGCUUUUCCAAAAGGUUGUACAUGAUUCUAUUAAAAUGUAAAUAAGAUAUGAGGUUGUGAAACUGUAGUUUAGUAUGAAGUGAUUGUAACAAGUGCAGAUAUAGGUUAUA
Messenger RNA from Branchiostoma belcheri (Belcher's lancelet), 3815 nucleotides. RefSeq names its product toll-like receptor Tollo. The record is from RefSeq and is a predicted model, not a curated record. The coding region runs from base 100 to 3438 and encodes 1112 amino acids. Lineage: Eukaryota; Metazoa; Chordata; Leptocardii; Amphioxiformes; Branchiostomatidae. The transcript is spliced from 2 exons. Gene Ontology annotation, biological process: immune response; toll-like receptor signaling pathway. Gene Ontology annotation, molecular function: protein binding; transmembrane signaling receptor activity. Gene Ontology annotation, cellular component: membrane.